AUGAAACACUUAGCUUGGAAUUGCCGAGGGCUUGGGAACCCUCGGACAGUUCGUGAGCUUCACCUUCUGGUGAAGGAGAAGAGCCCUGACAUAAUCUUCCUUAGUGAAACAAAGUGCAGAAGGGAGAGGAUUGAAAAGAUUAGAGACAAAUUGAAGUAUGCAUGUAGUUUUUCAGUAGACAGCCGUGGAAGAAGUGGGGGACUGGCCUUUCUAUGGAAGGAGGGGGUGGAGGCAGAUUUAGAUUCUUAUUCUCAAUCACAUAUAUCUCUUCUGAUAAAUGCUAGUAACUCAAGUCUCAAAAGAACUCUAACUGGUUUCUAUGGUCAACCAAUCAAAGGUAAAAGAAAUGAAAGUUGGGACCAAUUGAGAUUAAUUCACUCUAGAAUCCAAACUCCUUGGCUAUGUAUGGGAGAUUUUAACGAAAUCAUGUACCAAGAUGAGCAAUUUGGUUUUGGAACCCGCCCAUUCAAACAAAUGGAAGAGUUCAGGUUGGCCUUGGUUGAUUGUGGUUUGAUGGACACAAGUUUUAUAGGCUCUAUCUUUACUUGGUGCAAUAAAAGGGAAGGGUUAGACUUAACUAAAUCCAGGUUAGAUAGGGCCCUGAUAAAUGAGGAUUGGGCAAACCUAUUUGAUAUUAACCAAACCCAUGUACUUCCUGGACAGUGCUCAGACCAUAACCCACUCUUAAUCCAAAGUGUCAACUCCGAAGUAGUCCCAAAGAGAAGGCUAUUCAGAUAUGAAGUGGCUUGGAGCAACAGGGAAGGUUGCAAGGAGCUCAUCAAAGAAGUGUGGAGACAGAGAAUUUUGGAAAGGACUAAGCUUAAAGACACUCGAGCAAGGCUGGAGGGCUGUAGAGAAAAAUUGCAGGCUUGGAGUAAGGAGGCAUUCAGGACUUAG
This is a messenger RNA of Carya illinoinensis, 897 nucleotides long. RefSeq lists its product as uncharacterized. The transcript has a single exon. Gene Ontology annotation, molecular function: catalytic activity. Lineage: Eukaryota; Viridiplantae; Streptophyta; Magnoliopsida; Fagales; Juglandaceae. The record is from RefSeq and is a predicted model, not a curated record. Bases 1 to 897 code for a protein of 298 amino acids.